Molecule: messenger RNA, 1239 nt
Organism: Coprinopsis cinerea okayama7#130
Lineage: Eukaryota; Fungi; Basidiomycota; Agaricomycetes; Agaricales; Psathyrellaceae
Product: cellobiohydrolase II-I
Exons: 4
Coding region: 1-1239 (412 amino acids)
Biological process (GO): cellulose catabolic process
Molecular function (GO): hydrolase activity, hydrolyzing O-glycosyl compounds
Source: RefSeq, a predicted model, not a curated record
AUGAAGUACCUCAACCUCCUCGCGGCGCUCUUCACCGUCGCCCCUCUCACCCUCGCAGCUCCCUCUGCCUCCUUCGAGCGCCGCCAGGACUCGUCGGUCAAUCCUUAUAUCGGGAAGAGCCCGCUCGUUAUCAAGACUUACGGCGAGAAGCUGGAGGAGACGGUUAGGUACUUUGAGGAGCAGGGUGAUGAGCUUAAUGCUGCAAGGACGAGGACUGUGCAGAGUGUGCCGACGUUCGCGUGGAUUUCGGAUAGUGCUUCGAUCGACAGCAUCAAACCCCUCAUCGCAGAUGCCCUCGCCCAGCAGGAGGCAACUGGCGAAAAAGUCAUUGUGCAGAUUGUCAUUUAUAACCUACCCGAUAGGGAUUGUUCGGCCAAGGCCUCGGAUGGGGAGUUCCAUUUGGAUGAUGACGGGUUCAACAAGUACAAGGCGUAUGUACUGGUAGCUGACGAGUGGUCGCCUACAGGGAUUGCGGAGGAGCUCUCGACGGAAGACGCGGAUAAACUCCACUUUGCGAUCAUCCUCGAGCCUGAUUCGUUGGGUAACCUUGUGACCAAUAUGCACGUCGAGAAGUGUCGCGGUGCUGAAGCCGCGUACAAGGAGGGUAUUGCAUAUACGAUUUCAAGCCUACAAAAGCCCAACAUCGAUUUGUACCUCGACGCAGCGCACGGUGGAUGGCUUGGCUGGAACGAUAACCUCCGGCCCUCCGCCGAGGUCUACCGCGAAGUCCUCGACCUCGCACGGGAGAUCACGCCUGGCGCUCGAGUCCGGGGUCUCGCUACCAACGUAUCGAACUACAACCCCUAUAAAACCCAAGCGCGGGAACCAUACACCGAAUGGAACAACUCCUACGACGAGUGGAAUUAUGUCAAGAACUUGGUUCCGCACCUCGAGGCUGUGGGCUUCCCCGCGCACUUCAUCGUCGACCAAGGUCGGUCAGGAAAGGGCGGGAUCCGGACGAGCUGGAGCCAGUGGUGCAACAUCCGGGGUGCCGGGUUUGGUAUUCGACCGACGAGUGACCCCCAGGUGCUGGAUAGUGAGAACGUGGAUGCGAUUGUGUGGGUCAAGCCUGGUGGGGAGUCGGAUGGCACGAGCGAUGUUGAUGCGAAGAGAUUUGACGAGAAUUGUAGGAGUGAGGUCGCGCAUGUGCCUGCGCCCGAGGCUGGGCAGUGGUUUAAUGACUUUGUGGUCAACCUUGUGUUGAACGCCAAUCCCCCGCUGGAGCCGCUCGAGCUGUAG